AUGAUCACUUAUAUAUUAUAUUGUUCCUCUAACUCUUCUCUAGGACCCAGCAGUUGGGGUGGCAUUUGCAGAUCCGGUAGUAAACAGUCGCCCAUAGACAUAAGGACCACCGCAGCCAUGUAUGACUCAAGCCUGGGUGAUUUUACACUUGUCAACUACGCCAAUACACCAGCUGGUGUCAAUUUUACAGAAUCAAACAAUGGUCAUUCUUUGAAAGUGUCAUUUGACAGCCAUAUAUACAACGUAAGCGGAGGUGGCCUGCCCGGUGUUUACACCACCGUUCAGUUUCAUCUGCACUGGGGAUCAAACAACAGCCAAGGAUCGGAACAUACCCUGGACGGGAAAAAGUUUUCUGCCGAGGUGUGUUUAUCGAUGUGGUGUCAAUUGAUCAUUUUACACACUUUACUGUGAACUUAUACUUUACGUUUGGUGUGUUACAAAACUUUAGUGAGUAACCAGCUAUUUCGCCACCAAAAUUAAUGGGGCGAAAGUGCAUUUAAGAUCCCUUAAAAGAAUGUCCCGCGAAGGGAAUCAAGUGUUACAGGGCUAAAAAAAUUGUUAGUAUUAAGGUGCCCUUAUCCCAUCACUCCUAUAACCGUACUUGUAAUGACUUAUUAUCUAUAUGUAUUAUAUAUAUGUAUUGUUUUCAAUUUGCAGCUCCAUUUUGUCAGCAUGAACACAAAAUACUCCACCCUCAGUGAGUCCCUAGGUUAUUCAGAUGGUUUGGCCGUGCUGGGUGUUUUUCUUAAGGUAAACAUGUUUGCCUCUUCAUAAAACCCAUUCACUCCCAGACUCGUUUUUAAAGACGUGUAAUAAAUGUCCACCUUACCUUGAAUGGAUGGAGUGGUUCUCCAAUCACGUUGAAAGAUGGUUUCGCUGAGUGUUGACACUUGCAAGGUCAAAGAGAAUUUCAUUAUCAUAGAGAAAUCGCUAGAGUUUUCCAAUGGCAUUUAAGUUUUGUUUUACUUUGUUUCGUUUUUGUUUGUUUGUUUGUUUUUUUCUAGUAAAGACACCAGUAUAAAAUCAAACAUUUGUACUUCAAAAGGAGAAGUAUAGAGGCAUGUCAAAAGGUGUGAAAUCCUAAGUGAACCAAGGCCCUAAUUUUUCUUUUUAACUAUUGUUAUUAUUCUUAUUGCUUUCUAAACUGAUGUUAGGUUGGCUCAAGCGAAAAUCAGUACUAUCAAAUGUUCUUGGAUCAUAUCAGAAAUGUAACGAAGGAGGGUAAGUGGUUUUGCCAGCAUUCUCAGGUCAGGAGGGUCAGAGAGCCGUUGCGUGUUUUAAAAACUGUGCAGUAAAUUUAAUAUUUGAUAAAACGCAAGCCGUGGUUCGAAAAACUGCAGACGUGUCAUAGGUUCUUCUAUUGUAUUUAAUUCUUUAUUUUUUUACAUGUAUUUAAAGCAUGUGUCAGAGUUGUUUUUUUUUUUUUUGUACGGAAGGGAAGUUCUAACAGUUCAGUAUGUGGCCCCCUAGCUGAAUGUGCUUCUAGGGCUUGCCCUUAGUGUCGAGCCUUUCUUUAUCCUUCACGGUUGAAAUUGCUGUCUUUUACCACAAAAACAUCCAUGAUGUAAAAUAAUGUCUAGCGCGCGCAUUAUUUAAAAAAUAUAAAAUAUAAAAAUUUAAGUGAUAUUCACUGUUUAUCUUCCGCUUCACAGGUGAUAGUGUGAGCUUUCCAGCAUUCCCUCUUGUAAAUCUCCUUCCAACCGACCAGACCAAGUACUAUCGGUACAAUGGUUCGCUAACAACGCCAACCUGCGAUGAAGCUGUUACCUGGACUGUUUUCAACGAUCCUGUUGAGAUUUCACAGGCUCAGGUAAUUUUUUUUUUCUGUGUUACUUGUUCUCAUCCACGUAAUUUUCUAAUUACCGUAUUUAUUCGAUUAACCGCCCUGGGCGCUUAUUAAAUUUUUGGACCUUAAGAGUGGGCGCUUAUUCGAGGCUGGGCGCUUAUUAAAUUUUCACCAUUUUCAGCAAGUGAAGUAUGUUUAUUUUGCAACAAAACAAUAAAUGCUAAUAACAAACGCGAAGAAGUAACAAAGCAAGGUUUCUGUAAAAUACUCUGAAGAAAACUCCGUCCUCGGGGAAGUCUCUUAUUAGAAUUUAUUCACUCAGGUGGGUGGGUUGGGGGUGAGCGCUUAUUUGAGUUUGAUUGGGAGGAGGAGGGGUGGGCGCUUAUUCGAGGCUGGGCGCUUGUUAACUUUUUCUGCCUUUAGGAUGGGCGCUUAUUCGAAUAAAUACGGUAAUUAUUACUAUAUUUUCAAUUAAUGUUGCAAGAGUUUAAAGGGAUACGCCCUCACAAAGAGAAUUAUCCUUGCAACGUUCCUUGGGAUAUGUCCUUGAAUUCAGACAACCUCUUAUGUUUCGGUGCUAACCUCAAAACAGGUGGGAGAGGAUUCCUCUUUUGGCGAAACAAAACCAUCUUAUUUUUCUCUUUACAGAUGGAUGAGCUGCGUUCCUUGAAGAUGAACAACAGCAUGAACAUUGUCGACAAUUACCGCCCAGUUCAGAGCCUUGGCAGCCGUAAAGUGAAAUCUAGCUUCGGUUCGACACAGAUCGGCGAUGGCGUUGCUCUUAAAAUACCCAAUGUCGUUUUGCUUUUGGUGCUCCUCCUCCUAGCAGUUUUCUGUCAACCUUGAAUGAUUCGGCAGACCAGGUCCUCUGCCAAAAUGGGGAGUAGGGGGUGUUACUCUGCACAGUUCGGGGGAAGGGGGCACAGGACUAUAUUCAACAGCUAUUCAACAGAAUUUGACCACUGAGCUAUUAAAAAAAUGUGUAGUUAGUUACUUUGUAAAUACGUUUGUAUCUACCCGUCGGAAGAUGAAGAUAUGAAAGUAGAUAUAUGAAAUGUCAUAUAUUUGAACUGCUGGUACUUGAACGAAUUAAUUGAUAUCUUAGUUAGCUACGCAAAAAAGUUAAAAAAAGGUUCAUUUUAUACCUUAUCUUUACACAGACAUUCAUAAGCAAAAGAUUAUAUUAAUGGUUUGCUUAGUUAAGAGGUAAUAUAAAGUUCACAGCUUUAUCUUAGGACAGCCACAAUUACAAAAACUAGUACUUCAAAAGCUGGAGGUUGUUACUUCCACCGUUUAUUACCGAAUACACUGCUGUUUUACUAAACGCUUUGAAAGCUCGCUGGUAUAAUACUGAUUGGUAAGAGUUUGAAGAGUCAAAGCUUGUGUUGCGUGGCAGUACACUAUUUCGAGAAAAAUGCUUUGAUAUUUACAUUAACUUAAUGUUUUGUACAUUAUUAACGAUGUAUCACCUAAGUGUUAAAUAAAAACGCACUCAAAUGAAAUAACAAUGAAAAUGCCUUAGAUUCAAUAAGUAUCUUAAAUCAUACCCCAUUCCUCUCUUUAGAAACGAUAACGGCACAGCAUUGGUACCGAAAGCGUCCCGCAAUUGUUUCUCGGAUAGUUGGCGGGGGUGCCUCAACUAUUGGCCUUUUUUUUUUCCUGCCCCUUGUCAGUCCCUGACGUCUUUGCGAAAGUUAACUCUGCCCAGUCUCUUUCUCCUUCACUAAAGUGGCGAAUUCCUAGGGACAUACCAAUCCCGCGUCUUUUUCUUUAGAAAGAGAUACACAUGAAUUGUUACUAGACGCUGUUGGACGUAAGUCAGUGAUGUUAAUGUUGAAGAAGUAUAUUAGAUAUAUUUCCCAAGUCCAGUAGUUCAAACUAGUGUUCUAAACACUGCACUGCACGCGGGGGUUUGCAUGAUUGAGUUUUUUUUUUAGUAGUUGCAUGUCAAAUUAAGCAGCUGCAUGCUGUAAGUCAGCCUUUUUUUUUUUGGUAGAGAAGAAAAAAAAUCAGUAAUCUUUUAGGAAAUAAAUAAAUGUACACAACUUAAGUGAAAAGUUAAGCAAGUUUAUCUUUGUCAUGUACUGAGUGUAUGCCUUAUAGUGUUUGCCCACCUCUAGAAAUUAUACGUUCCCAGGGCGGUAAGGAGGGGAGGUGCGACGGUUGCGUUCCCCAGAGACUUGCCCCUCCGACCUCAUUUGGUCCGUCUCCUCGUUGGAUCGCACCUCCCCUUAAAACAACCUGGCUACGUGCCUGGUUCCUCUUACGAUUUAUUUCACCUGACUUGUAACUUUCCAUAUCGUAGCUUUAACUCCAGAUGCGAAUGAGAAAUAAAAGCAGCAAAAAUAUCACAUACAUACAUACAUGACUUUAUUUUACCUCCAAUUUACAGAGCAGCUCAAAAGCUAAUAUCUUCGAGAAAAGAAAAAAAUGAUAAAUAAUAGAAUAACAUUACUGAGUAAUUAUUAAUUAUUAGAUUGUACAUUGAAAAAUUCCUAGAAGAGACUUUCCUGAAGACAUGGUCUUCUUCAGAGUAUUUUACAGAAACCUUGCUUUGUUACAUCUUCGCGUUUUGUUGCAAAAUAAACAUACUACUCUGCUGAAAAUGGUGAAAAUUUAAUAAGCGCCCAGCCUCGAAUAAGCGCCCACUCUCAGGGUCUAAACAUUUAAUAAGCGCCCAAGGUGGUUAAUCAAAUAAAUACGGCCUCGUACCGCGUGAGUGUUCGAGCGGGAUUUGUGAUAGUGUAGGCAUUUUUUGAGUCCCAGGCGCUACUCAGUUUUCGUCUCUGCUUCUCCUGGUUUUCUUUAUCUUACUUGAAUACAGUUUCUUCGAAACGUUUUUCAACGUCUUUUCUUGCUCAAGCAGAAUAAUGGCGAAAACAUUUUGCAAAACAGCGAGUAUCUCGUAGCGGUGACAUACGGUAGCAACUACAGUCGACUCCCGAUAACUCGAACCCUCGCUAACUCGAACCUCGCGCUAACUCGAACCAAAAUCGAUUUCCCCUGGAUUUCCGUCAUACAUUUACCGUAAUUUUACCCUCGGUAACUCGAACCCUCGAUAACUCGAACUUCCACUAACUCGAACCAAUUUUCGUUUCCCCUCAGGUCAUUUUCCAUAUAAUUUUACCCUCGAUAACUCGAACCUCAAAACAGUAAAACGCAUGCUCUAUUUAGGCUAUGUUUUGUUGCGUUGCGUUCUGAUUUAUAGCCUAGAAGUAUCUUUUAAUUUUCACGUGAGAUUUCUACAAUUAAAUGUGAUUAAAAUGUUCACUGUGCAGUAAAAACUGUUUUUACCUUACUCUCGGCUAUUUUCUUCGAGCUCCCGAUAACUCGAACUUUUUUCAAUUUCCCUUGAAGGUUCGAGUUAUCGGGAGUCGACUGUACUGUUGUGAAGAUUUCUUGUAGUUUAGGCAUUCUCAAGUAGUCAAGAGCUCUUUUUGUCUCUAUUUUUUUACUUUGUAAAUAGCUCCUACUAAACUUUUUUCCAGGCCUUCACUUGCUUUAAUCCGAAAAAAUCUCACAAACAUUUUCAAAACGGCGCGCCAUGUUGAACAAAACAAAAAAAAAUUACAAGUUUCCUGUGACGUCAUCUAUGUAUCUGUACCCAAUAGAUCAUAGGCAACGCCUAAUCACGCGCGUAGCAUUCACAUCAAUUUAUAAAGAAAAAUAUCUUUUAGUGCUAAGUGCUAACAUGGUUGAAAGGACAUGGUUCUCCGUUUAAAACCACUCCAGAGUGGACUCCGUUCUAAUGUUCUCAGGUUCCAAGUUUUACGGGCAAAAUACUUAAAAGAUCGCGCAGAAUGGCCGGACAUUUACGCAUAAUAAUGAGCUGCAAAUUGCAAAUGAUUUGGACCAGGAGCUCUUUUCAGAAGUCACAGCACACCUGGUCCAACCUUUACUGCUUCAUAUGGAUGCACCUGCCAGGGAAUGCAAGAAAAGGUUUCUGUUCGCCCCACCCGAAGUGCUUUGAAUUCUGUCAAAUGACUGACACUGGAAUAUUUUGAACAAUGAAUGGCGUUGAUGUCGCAUUUUGUUAUGCGCGCACUGUUUUUAGAGAGCGGGAUUACCUGAGUGUCUGAGCUACAUAAUAUUGCCAAAAGUGAACUUACAGUUACCCACCAUUUAAAUAAUAUAAGAUUGGAAGCUACAAUAUCUUUCUAAUAGAGAGGCAAAACACAGUGAAAACAUUACUCUUAUCUUGUACCGGUUCUUCGCGGAAUUUUUUCAUUUAGCACUGAGUUUCUUUUACGGUAUAAUCAAAAUCUCGAAGGCGCUGAAACAAAUGGAAAUUCCCGCAAAAUACAACAAAGUGAUGUUAUUAACGUUCAGUGUGAAAUAUGCUCAUAUGACCGAUUUUGCAAAACCAAAGAGCUAGAAGGAGAAAACAAGAGCGUGCUAUAGUCAUUGUUUAGUUUGCCACCUUCAUCAUAUUUCAUAGCGGCAAUGCUUGGGUGCGCGUGAUGGACAGAUCUACGAACUUUGUUGAACUGGAAGUAAAUGUCCCGAGACAAUAGGCAUUAUAUUCUGUGCGAUGGGAGGGGUGACUGAGACUGGGAAGACCAUAAGAAGCGGAAGCAGGUCUGCACAAUGACAAUAUAUCAGUUCCUCUUAGAGAGAAGACCGUUUUGGGCAAAGUUAUUAAGUCCUUAAUAUAUGCAGGGUAGAAAUUGAUAUGCAUACAUUUCAUGGUAUUAACUGCGUGAUUAACAACAUGCUGUCGCCAUAAGAACCUUCAAAAAUUGCCCUAUUUGGGCGGAGCAUUGUUUCAUAUAUAACGAAAGUUGUAUUCUCCUGUAGCCAAUCACAUGUAAAGCAAACUGUCAACCACGUAAAAAGGAUUAACGCCUCAUUUUUCUGAUCCAAACAAGUCACCGCAUAUCAUCGUGUUCAACUCCAAGAAAAAGGUAAGUGGGAUUUUUCUCGACUUUCCAUAAGUAAUAGUCUACGUUUUGCAAUAUUGAGUCAGCCCUGACUUCCUGAUCCAUAGCAAGAACAGAUUGUUAGCCUGACAGUUUGUUCGUUUCUGCGGGUAAGCGUAGCAAAUAUUAUACAGACAUAACAGUCCACUACCUAAUGCGCUACUAGUGAGCCAAGUGAGAGGCCAGCCGAUCGUUAGAAACAGUUGGUUUUUGGCUUACGACAAGACUGUGCGCUAGAUCCGCUCUCGACUGAACUACGGAAUUUUUUACUCUUAAGAGUCCAUACGUGUUUACAUAUGUUAAAAAUUAAUAUAUAUGCAUGUUUUGUUGUUUUGUUUUAUUUCGUUUUGUUUUUCGUGUUCGUUAGUACCAUUUAUUCCAUAGAUCUGCCUGGGUACCUUCUCUAUUCUUUAUUAAAGACCUUUAAAUUCUAAGACGAGUACGACUACGAGUACGAGAUUUUCUCAGUACUAAGUAGUGCUCGCGCGUGAACCAACGUCAUUUUGGCGGGAAAACGUGGAAGCCGUCGUCACUCUACUACGAAUUUUAGCGAGAAUGUCGAAGUUGGGAAAACGAGUUAUCAAAGGUUGGAAGUUUUAUCAUUUUGCGACCGGGAGAGGGUAUAACCUCCCUCACUUAAGGUAACAGUGCUAACUUUUCUAGUGAAAAAUGGUAAAAUGAAGCUUUCCGGAGAGUCUAUAUUUUGAGAAUACGCGAAAAUACUUUGAGUCAAAUCUCGUACUCGUAGUCGCUCUCGUCCUUGAUAAAGGUCUCUAUUAAUCGUUCAGUAACUCAGAUCAAAUUGCUUAUCGAAGAGCAUCCAACGGUUGAACAUCCACUAAACUUAAACGCAUUCACCCAGAUUCUUCGAGUUUUUAUUACAAUUUCCUUUAGAAAUAUAAAACCAGCAGAAUCAAUUAUAUGUCAGUCUCUUGCGAAAAUGAAAAAUUAAGAGAAGACAUUUGCUUUUAAACUUUCUUAUUUUCUAAAGCAUUUGAUCUUUUGCCUCCUGAGAAUUUCUUAUUAAAAAUAAGUCAUGCUGACGGUUUACCACGGUAGAUUUUUAAUUACAGGGACAAAAGUGACAACGCACAAAUAAUGGGAAAAGAGAAGUCAUCAUUUUAAAGGACGAGAAAUUCAUAAUAAGAUAAGAUCGCUCCAGAAAUUUGGCUCGGGGUCUCUGGGCCAUUUUCUAGGUUAAAUAAGUUAUGUCCGUACCUUGAAUGGUGCCAAUCACUCCAUAAAAGACGUCGGUUUGUUCACUUUGAUGAGUAGCAUGAUAUUGUCUAUAACUAACACUCUGGUCUCCAAGGACGACAUUUCUUUCUGUCGGUAAUUCAGAAAAUUCAAAUCAGUUCUUUUCUAUUAAAUGGAAACUUUAAAGCCAGAGAAGUAGAGGCCUUCUAAACUCGGGAUCGUCCCAUAAUACCACCAGCUUCCAACGUAGACGUUCUUAGACGUCGUGUUUUUCUUUCUUCCCUUCGAAGCCCUAAGAAUCAGUCUGCUUGGAAGCCUAAUAAAACGUUCCACAAACUUCAGUUAAAUAAGUAUUUUUUUCAUUUUCUUUUGGGACUUAUUACGGGACGAUAGGAAGCAGAGGGGGAAAAAAAGGAUAAUAUUUUUCGAAAAAGAAAAGGACAGAAAAUUAGGUAAAUUUAAGUUACAGUAUUAUAUUUAGCAGAGAGGCUUUUUGAUAACCACUCAGAAUAACCAGCCUUAUAAGAAUAGUUCAGGGUCGAGUUACAGGUACUGAUUACGCCAGUAAUAAAAGCCUUUCAGAGUAUCCGCAAAGGGACACAUUCAGUGUAUAUUGGCUUUGCCGGGUUCUAAUCAGAAAUCAAUCGCUUUUAUUUGAGAGAUUUACGUGUAUGCAAACUUGUAAUUUUUAUGGCUUUUGAAUUGCUUUCUAUACAUUUAUCCACCCACCGCACGAUGAGUCCAUUUUGCGAUCUUUCAUUAUAUAUACUUGAAUAAUCCAUUUUUUUUUUACAUAUAUAUACUUGAAUAAUCAUCAUUUUCCCUCAAAAUACAUAAAUGCAAGAUUUUUUUAUUGUUUGGAAUUCCGUUUAUAGUUCGAAUUUAAACGUUUCAGUCGGUUACAAAAAACGACAACAACUCCAGAAUAGGUUGCACCAAAUAAGUAUUUCUUCUUGUUUUUCUUCGAGCAUGUCGUCACCUGACAUCAUAUCCAGUUACCAUCACUGUCUUGAAUGUGGUAAUUUCAGUUUGCCUUUCAGUUAGUAAAAUUUCCAUAUAUAUGGAUUUCAAUAAAGACAUUUUCAUGUGAAUCGACCUGUUUUUAGAUUUAUUUCGGAAGAUAACAAACAAGCUUUUUAAAAAUUCAGUUAAUACCGGCCACUUAACUCUUCUACCAAUACAAUUGAAAGGUUAAGCAAUAUGCAUGUAACACUCAUCCCUUAGUGAACAGUUUUCGACUGGUGAGCUUCAUUUAAGCAUCAUAUUGAGUCCAGUGUCUCACAGUGUACUUACGGCAAAAACAAAGAGCACUUGAUAAACAAUUGAUUUGUCGUCUCUAAGAGAUUAACAAGUACAGGAGGGCCAUAUUCUAAUGUAAAAAUCACUGCUAUUGUCCUAGUUCUAAUAAUCUUCUUUCUUCUUGUCUACGCACUUGAAACUCAAAGGGUUCCGAAUGUUUCAUUUUUACUCACAACUACAGUAAACACUCACCUUUAAGAAACUACAUUUUUUGAGGUCUGGCAAAAAAAGGUUCUUUUAUUUCGGCUUUCAAUGUGGGCUAACUAGGUUCUUAAUUAGGUUCUUAAUUUCUAGGAAGAAGACAAAGUUGUUAACUACCAGAAAUAUAAAGAAACUUAUGCAAUAUUUAUUGAGUCCUUAACGCAAGGUCCAUGAAGACAAUUACAAUCUUUGCUUUACUUAAACCUGUUUUCGUUGUAGGAAUUACAGUAAUACUUCUAUUUGUAAUUACUGUUUGGUCCGGUAUCUUCUUGUAAUAUCAAUGGUAACUCGAAGUCAAACUCCAUGGUAAAAACGUAUUUCCUCGAAUAAUAGCCAUCCCUCGAUUAAUCGCCUCCCUCGAAUAAUCGCCUCCCUUUGAAGGAAAAAUUGAAAAUAAUUGCCUCACUCAAAUAAUCGCCCCACCCCCACCCGUUGCGACAUGAUCUUCUCUUCUUUUUUAUUUCCUCCCUGUCAAGGUAGAAUUUACACCUAACUGACCUAAGAUAACAAACAAGCUUUCAUUUACUGAUUGUUUACAACUGAAUAGUUACAAAAAUGAUCAGUGACGACUUCAAGCUCUCCUGCCACCGAGGAAUUUGAAAUUGAAAAUUAAUGAAGGAAACUAAUUUAGAACUGGACUUAAAAAGCCCAUGUUCAGUUUAUUUGAUGUGAUUAUUUUUGAGGAGUAAUGGGAUAAUAAAGCAAAAUAUUUAGUGCACGACUUCCAGCGAGGCAUGCAUGAUAUGAAAUAACCACUUCCCUCGAAUAAUCGCGCCCUUUUGGCGCGAAAAAAUUUAUAAUCGCCCCAGGCUGUUAUUCGAGGAAAUACGGUAAUUUUAUUACCUGUAACCCACAUAUAAGAACCUGCUUGAUUUUCCUUGGCUAUUAAAGCGGGUAUUAAAGUGCCAAAUUUCCGCCACCGAUGUUUACUGUACCAAGACGGGCCGUAUACCAUGAGCUCUGAACAUGGACAUGGGAGUACUUGGUAUCCAGAUAACUAGUGUCAAUUGGAAAAAUACAUGUAAACGCAAAGUCUGCUAGCAAGCUCUCCCGCGGCCCUCUGGCGGCGGGGCGUAACCCUAAGCCUAACCAGCCUAACCCUAACGCUAACCAAUCCCCUCUUUCCUCUUCCACCCCCGUAACCCCGGGAACCCCAGGAGAACUUGUUCGCAGUCUACAGUUUUUCAUGCAGUGGUUUGAAAUAAAAUCAUUUUACUUGUGUAAAUGAGCUAUCAAAUAAUUUACCCGUACUGUCAACGGCUUCUUUCUUUCAGAAAAAAAUAUUUCCACGACAAUCAUGGCCAGAAUUUCGUUGCCAUUCAUAUGCUUAAUUGCUGGAGCUUCCAUUGCCUUGGCGGCAGGUGAGUAAGUGUAGAAACUAAAGAAAAAAAAACAGCAAUAUUUCAUGACCCAGCGCGGCAGGAUUUAGCUCUCAACUGGCAAAGCGCUUGCCUGGUGCUGCACAGAGGGUUGAGCACACAGAAAUGUCCUUCGUCUUGUUUCCAGUAGGAAGCAAAAUCUCAUGACCGCAAAAUGAAUGCAUUGCCCUAAAUUAGUGCUUACAGUAGGUACUUAACAAAUUGACUCCUAAAUAAAGUAUUUUUUUCUUGCCAUUUUUUUUCGCUUGUGCGUGUAGACAAAUCACGAAUUUAGAACAUAGUGUGCUUGACCGAAUUUUUUAUGGCCACUUAUGCUUUUUUUUGUUUAUUGUCACUGUUUCGGAUUGCAACUGAGUCAUGCAGUCUAAUUUUGGAAACUAUUUCUUGAAGUUUCCAUUUCAAGUCGGUUCAAACCAUACUUUGAAAACAAAAAGUUUUUCCCUUUGAAGGGAACUGGCUUGCAGAGAUCUGGAAAAAUAGGUAUGAUGUCCUUGUUUACUGACACUUUCUUCGUCUCCCACUUAAGACUUUCCACAGACAAAUCUUUCACUUCUCCAUGUUCAAAAAAUAAAGCACGUCGGUUAGUUGGUUAACAACGUUUGUCUGACAGGCGAAGAAAUAUUGCAAAUAGUACGCAGAGAGGAACAUGAGCUAUGUACUCUGAGAGACGCACUAAAAUUGAAUUGCCGUGCGACGUACGUUAUACAUUUUUGUACAGGAAAACUAUUCAAGUCAUCCCUACAUUGCCGUUUUCAUACACUAAUCUCUUGCCAAAACGUGCGUCUCCAUCGAAUGAAGCGCCAAGUCCAAAAUUAGAUACACGGCAUCAAAUGCAAAGCGACUAAAUAGCUUGUGAUUCCGCCAACCUUAUUUGCCCUACGAUACAAGUCUGUGUGUUUUCAUUUUUUACACCCUUAGCCGUUAAUUUUCAUUGGCAAGGGAAAAAUGAGAGAAUGAUCGAUAGAAAUGUUAUAACCGAAGCGACCUUUGUGUUUGUCGCAUAGCUUUGCUGUGAUUUCGCUUCCCGAGACUUAGCUAAUGAUGGGACAGAUUUCUGCGGCAUGUUCAGCCAGCUGUGUUCAGCACAUCACGAAAGCCCCAAAACUUAUCAUGUCCAAAUCCUAUCCACACAGAAAACCAUAUUUCCCAUCUAGUUCCAUGAUGGACGCUCCUGUCGAUAUAUAUGUUGUAGCUGAAUUUUUUAUCUCAGCAAAUUUUAUGUUCUUUCGUUGCAACCUGAUUAACAUACAUUACCAUACCCAAAAACAAUAGAAAAACAAAAAUUAUCUGAGCCAAAAAAUUAACUACAACAUAUACUUCAAGGCUGAAUGCCACAUAGCUACUACAGCUAAUACGGCUACUAUAUAGCUAGUUACUACAGUUACCACAGUUACUAAAGCUACUAUACCCACUUGUAGCUACUAGUGGGGUCAUGUGGGGUGGAGACUCUAUGGCAUUCGGUCAUGAGGUAUAUACCUUCAAUACGGACCUUAUAGCCUGGGAACACCCUUUUCCCUCCUGAGACUUUCGCUCCGCUCGCUUCGCGCGCCGAUUUUUCUCUUCCUUUUUUUCUUCUUUUCCUCACUGUGGUGCCUGGUCCCAGGCUAGGAACCUUACAAUCCGACAACGGCGACGUCCAUGAAAUCGUCGCUGAUAAAAAGACUUCGCAGUCUUUGGCAAACUUUUUGCGACUAUCCCAAGUCGUCCAGUUACUUAAAAGAAGCAAAUUUAAGUUGGAGCUGAAGAGAAAGGACCGCGCCCGAGUUCAGGCAGAUAGUAAAAUUUAUCUCCUUACCGUUCCCGUUCUCAAGUUAACUUAAAAUUUACUCAAUUCACGUUGUACAUCUGCAGCAGCGGCAAGGAAAUUUACAAAAAAUCAUGAUACACGUGCAGAGCUGUUGUGUUGUGUUCUUGUUUUGGUUUGAUCAUUUUUUCGUUAAGCUGACGGUAACACCUAUUGUUUUCCUAGGUUGGAGCUAUGAUUUAAAUGCAGCGGAUGGUAUGUUUUCAUUUUUUCUUGUUCUAGAGUUCUGAAAUUUAGAUAAGUGCAACGUAGAAGAACCCUGGUCGAACGCGACCACGUUCAAUAAUUUUACGAGAGUCCACGACCACUCAUUCAUGAAAUCCCGAGGUGGUCGCUUACGAGACUGGUUUUGAGUGCGUACUGAUGUUUAAUGAAAAGAUUAUUUUCCUUCUCUGGAAAAAUAACGUUGUCAUGAAGUUUUCGUACGCAAAGCCAAAAAACUUUAACUGCAAUAUGUCGACUCCAUCACAUCGUGCUUCACUGUUUCGCUGUGAUAAGUGGAAUAUACGAUUCAACGGUUGGUCAGGCGUGUUGAUUGUAAAUCAUUUGAUCAUUUCAUUGCGCGGUAUAUAGGUGGUGGAUGUUGGAAUAUUUUAAAACAAACUAGAUUGCAAGGACAAACACCCAGUUAAAGAGCACUACACAUAAAAUAAUUAAGUCCAAUGGUGGGUUGAAGACUUCAUUAUCGUCAUUAUUUUUUCGAUUCAUUUUUAAUCUCUUUGCGCUUCUUGCAUUACAUUGCCCUCGUAAUUUUUCUCUAGGACCUAACAGUUGGGGUGGUAGUUGCGGUUCUGGGAGUAAACAGUCGCCUAUAAACAUCAACACCACCACAGCCAUGUAUGACUCAAGCCUGGGUGAUUUUACACUUGUCAACUACGGCACUACACUAGCUGGUGUCAAUUUUACCGCUAAAAACAGUGGUAAAUCCUUGAAAGUAUCAAUGGACAGCCAUAUAUACAACGUAAGCGGAGGUGGCCUCCCCGGAGUUUACACCACCGUUCAGCUUCACCUGCACUGGGGAUCAAACAACAGCCGGGGAUCGGAACACACUAUGGACGGGAUGAUGUAUCCUGCCGAGGUGCGUUAUGUUCGAUGCUAUAUGUGGCAGCGUUAAGCUUUGUAUGAUGAAGGUAAUUACCUUGGUAAAAGCUGAAACGAUAGCCAGGAAAAACGCUUCUACGUGCUAAAAUUCGCAAUUGGGUUUUGCUUCGCUCAGCCUUUGUUGAGUAAACGGCGCCGGAUUAUUUAAGCCAAUUACACGAGUUGAAUAAGAAUUAACCAAAGUGAUCCUAUUGUCGGAACAUACCCUGAGCGGGAAUAAAUUUCCCGCUGAGGUGCGUUUUUUUAGUGAGAUUUACAGUGUGGUGUCAUUGUCCAUUUUUAGAGUUUACGGUGAACUUUUACUUCAAAUGUACUCUGUGUAACAUAAACUAUGGUGUUACCUCCCCAGAGGAGGUAGUCCCAAUGAUGGUCUUUACUGGGAGGCUCCCCCCGUACCUUUUUUCAGGAUUCCCGUAUAUGAAAUAAGUGAAAGGGUAGGGAAAUCUCUCAUUUUGUACUGUAAAACAUCUCAAAACGUUUUAAUGACUCAUUUUAUGGCUGCGAAAAAGUCAAAAAAACUUCAUGGCUGGCGCCUAAAAGUAUACAGAUUCCUAAACUUAGGAAAGAAGUACCAUUUGUCACGAAAGGAGUGCCUGUCUGUCAAAAAUGGUAGAUAAGGGUAAUGUGUUGGACAUCAAGGUCUUUUGGUGAGUGCCCCCACCCCAUUUCCCCCCCCCGGUGUUUGAUGAGUUAAAAGUGUUUUUAGGUUACCUUAAGUUUUAAUCCCCCCGGACAACAAUAUGGCGGACCUACCGUGAGGUAAUGUGAAAAAGCUCGAUGAAACGGCUCUCCUAAUUCGCAAUUUAAUUUUUGAUCAAAAAUUUAACAAAAUAUCUACCGAAGACAGAAAAAAGUUCAUCCUAAACUGAACAACAAACCGUCGACCGGUGAGAUCGUAUUCUAUAAAGACAAUACACCAAACUAGUCUGUAUCAAGAUACGACUGUAACCGUUUCAAGAAUGAGUUGGUGAAAUGAGUCACGAAUUACUUAAAUUCUUACCAGUUUGUAAUUCUCUGCUCCAGCGUGUUUUCCCUCAUGUGCAGUUAUCAACUGUGAAAAUGUUUUUUACUUGGAUACUAGCCGUUUAACGUAGGCAUUUAUAGACCCUGAAACUGUGUAGCAACUUCAGUUGCAUAGUGUAUUUGCAUAACUUUAUCUAUCACCUGCUUUUGUUAUUUCGGCUGCUUUUGUUUGACAUUUUUCAAACAAAAAGUUUUUUUAAUAAAGGGAAAUUUAUUAUUUAAAUUUAUUUAUUAUUUCUAUUGAAAGGAAAUACUCUGGGGACGCUUUUGAAGCUGUUCAAAACACUCAUAGCACACUUCGCGCGCGAAUGCUGUUCAACCAAUGAUUUAAAAACAUUGCUGUUCGUGUUUUAAACGUUACUUAUAAUGACUUAAAUUCUGUUUUCAAUUGUUAGAUCCAUUUCGUCAGCAUGAACACCAAAUAUUCCAACCUCAGUGAGUCGCUAGGUUAUUCAGAUGGUUUGGCCGUGCUGGGUGUUUUCCUUAAGGUAACGCAUGUUUGCCUCUUCAUAAAACCCUUUUACUCCCCCACUGUGAAAUGUUCACCAAAAGUUUUUUUAGUCUGUGCAUGCUAACGGGUGCGAACAUUCAAAUGGGACCUCCGAAGCAGUACUUUAAUAUAUGGUAUUGUUUUAUUAAAGGUUCGAGACUGCGGAUGAAAUCCGUUGAUGUGACCGUUCAACUAUGAAACCUCUUCUAAACGCGAUAUUAGCCUCCUGUGUGGGCUUCACUGUCCUCUUUUAGAGAACCAGUGGGAGAAUGGGGAGAGGGAACGGGGAUAAGAUCUUGGGAGCCUGAUUCCGCCAGGAGUGACAGUGACGCCUGCCAAACAUCGACAAGGUGAUAACUUUCUGCGCAUGUUGGCUCGCGCAUACAAAUCCAAUUUGUGUAAGGGAUAGUUGGGGAUGGAAAGAGAAAUGUGUCGUCGCAUGUUCACGUUGUCGAUCGUGCUUGACGGCAAGGAAAUGUACAAAAAAGCUUGGUGUACGUUCUGAGUUGUUGUUUUGCUAAUCUAAACCUAUUGCUUUUUUGACGUUUUCGUUGCUGUCGCCGAGUGACAUCUUAACCUCCCUACUACUUUCGUAUGGUACCGUUUGAUUUCAGUCAUAGUAUCAGUGACGGAAAAUAACUGAAAAUGUGGGUUUUUUCUAACUUUGUUUCCGUACUUUUGGCGCAAAGGAGCCCAUACCAUAGCUAACCUAUCUUCCUAGGCGGAGCUUUUUUGUAUCACCACGAAAAAUGGCCGGUAUCCCCGAGUGUUCACAUUAUCAAGUUGGUACGAAAAUGCCUUGAACACCAUUGACAAAAGAAAUAUCCAUGAUAUAGAGGAACCGGCUGAGAAAAAAAUCUGCCAGAAGGUGUGAAAGUGAAAUCAAGGAACUAAAUAUUUCAUUGUUUUAUUUUUGUUAUUGUUUAUAAAUUAUAGCUUGGUUCAAGUAACAAUUCGCAUUAUAACUUGUUCCUGGAUCAUAUCAACUCUGUGAUGAACAAAGGUAAGUUGGAAGAACCCUGUCUCCCUGCUAUGUGUUAGAUUUAAAGUUUGACCACAGCGUUUAAAACGCCCACCGUGGUUGGAAGAAAAUGCAGAUGUACAAUUGUCAGCUGUUUGUUACACAUAUAUAUAGUACUUUCUCAGUAUGCAUGACUUACAGUUUUAGGUAUUUAAAUUAUAUUAUAUACUGUAUAUCACCGUUGUCUUUUCUAUAUAUUGGGAGCUCUAACACACUUGUGUGGCGUAAUUCGCUUUUCAGAAAUAGCAUCUAAAGCUAGCCCUUAGUGCCCAACCUUAGUAUGGUUGGCACUGCUGUUUUUUAAUAUCAAAACACCCAUAAUGUAAAACAUUAGUGUCCUGCACAUUAUUUUAAAAAAUAUUGAAAUGCUAUUUACUACUUCAACUUUUGAUACACAGACGAGAGUGUGAUAUUUCCAGCCUUUCCUCUUCUAAGCCUCCUUCCAACCGACAAGACCAAGUACUAUCGGUACAAUGGUUCGCUAACAACGCCAGACUGCAAUGAAGCUGUUACCUGGACUGUUUUCAACGAUCCUGUCAAGGUAUCACAGGCUCAGGUAAAAUUGAAAUUAAUUUGUCGUCAAUGCUAACGAUAUUUGAGACACUGUGAGUGGCGGUGGUGGUGGUGGUGGUGGAUGAUGACGAUGACGAUGAUGGUGAUGAUAGUUAGAAAUUUACGAAAUAAUAUUAGGUAGGCCUUUUUGUGUAUUAGCAGAAAACGUUCCUACGAUUACUAAGAGCUUCUUCAUUUUGGGUUACGUUUUGGACUUUUUGCGGAUGUUAUUGUUUCUUUAAAUAAGUAGGCGAUCCACAAUUUUGGUCUGCAUUUGCAUGGUCUCCAAUAUACAAUCAUUAGUAAUAAACCUGAACUUAGUCCUCUUAUCCCAUUUUCUGCCCUUGGAAUGACGCAGUUCUUGUUACCAGCUCUCUUAUGCGGCAUACUUGCGAGAUAUUUUUCUUUAGGAUUUGUAUUAUUGCUCAACGUUAAACAUCGUUUUCCCCAGACUCCAGUGCCAAAAACAAUGAAUUUGAUCCUUGUCUCUGAUUUGCUCAACUAUUACCUCCAUCAUAGGAACCGACAUGUUGCACAACCACACGUACAAACUAAUUAUUAUGGCCUCCUUUUGCCCUUGCGGCACGCUCUACUUGCGACAUAUAAUUGUCCUUGCGGCAUUCCCUGGAAUAUGUACAGGUGUACAUACAUUAUAACCCUCGUGUCUUGGUGUCACCUUCGACGUAUAAGAAGGAGAAACGAAAUCAUCUUCUUUUUUUCCUGUUUACAGCUGGAUGCGCUGCGAUCCUUAAAGAUGAACAGCACCAUGAACAUUGUCGACAAUUACCGCCCAGUUCAGAACCUUGGCAGCCGUAAAGUGAAAUCUAGCUUCAGUUCGACCCAGACACCUCCGACUACUACCGCUGUUCCUGUCCCAACCGAAGCUGCAAGCGUUGCUCUCAAAAUAUCCAAUGUCCUUUUGAUGUUGGUGCUCUUCCUGGGAGAAGUUUUCUGCCACUGA
Molecule: messenger RNA, 17733 nt
Organism: Porites lobata
Lineage: Eukaryota; Metazoa; Cnidaria; Anthozoa; Scleractinia; Poritidae
Source: the annotation of a GenBank genome assembly